UCUCGCGUGUUUUGGUUGCCGAAUGGGAAGUUUCUCUUUCGGACUGGAGGCGAUCAUGGCGGACGUGCAGGCUGUAUCUCCUGGCGAUAGCGAUAGUAAACUGAGCAAGAAGUGGUAAACCACAAUUGAGGGCUGGGAGUUUUGAGCAAUGAUGACCCCGUUUCUGCUCAGACUGGUUAGGACCCCAGUCUUUGUACAGAGAGUCCUUAAAGAGGAUGUCCUGGUGAAGCAUCUUUCUACCUUCCCUGCUCUCUACAAGGAUCAGGAGCUUCUUAAGAAACAAAGUGAGUUAAAAAGGCGAAUGAAAGCCGAGAAAAAAGCAGCUGAAAAGGAGGCGAAACAAAAAGAACAAAAUGAGAAGUUGCCUAGCGCGGAGACAGAAGUUAUUGAUGAGGAAACACUUGACCCCAAUCAAUACUUCAAAAUUCGUUCUCAAGCCAUCCAGCAGCUAAAGGGUACCAGGGAUGACCCAUAUCCCCACAAGUUCCAUGUUGAUAUGUCGCUGACGGAGUUUGUUCAGAAAUACAACAAUCUACAGACCGGGGAGCACUUGCCGGAUUUGAUUAGCGUUGCAGGCAGGAUCCAUGCCAAGCGUGUUUCUGGGGCCAAGCUAAUAUUCUAUGAUCUGCGCGGGGAAGGCAUGAAGUUGCAAGUAAUGGCUAAUUCCAAAUAUUACAAAUCCGAGGAAGAGUUCUUCGCGAUGAACAACCGCCUGCGCCGUGGGGAUAUCAUCGGAGUGCGGGGAAAUCCAGGGAAGACUAAAAAAGGGGAGCUAAGUAUUAUACCCCAUGAGAUGACCCUUCUGUCUCCGUGUCUGCAUAUGUUACCGCAUCUCCACUUUGGCCUGAAGGACAAGGAAACCCGAUUCCGCCAGCGGUACCUAGAUCUUAUCUUGAAUGAUUAUGUGAGGCAGAAAUUUGUUACGCGUGCCAAAAUUAUAACCUAUCUCAGGAGGUUUCUGGACGACUUGGGAUUCCUUGAGAUUGAGACACCAAUGAUGAACGUGAUUCCCGGAGGUGCGGUGGCUAAACCAUUCAUCACCCAUCACAAUGAUUUGGACAUGGACCUUUAUAUGAGGAUAGCACCUGAGCUGUAUCAUAAGAUGCUCGUGGUCGGUGGCAUUGACCGAGUUUAUGAAGUUGGCAGGCAGUUCCGUAAUGAAGGAAUAGACCUCACUCACAAUCCAGAGUUUACUACCUGUGAAUUUUAUAUGGCUUACGCUGACUACCACGACCUCAUGGAAAUUACAGAAAAGCUGCUCUCAGGGAUGGUUAAGCACAUAACUGGUGACUACAAAGUCACUUACCAUCCGGACGGUCCAGAAGGUCAGACGUACGUACUGGAUUUCACCCCUCCGUUCAGGAGAAUAAGCAUGGUGCACGAAUUGGAAAAAGUCUUGGGGAAGAAGCUCCCUGCCACAGACCAGUUCCACACAGAGGAAACUCGCAAGCUCCUUGAUGACAUUUGCGUGGAGAGAGCCGUGGAGUGCCCGGCACCUAGAACCAUCGCAAGAUUGCUGGACAAGCUUGUUGGUGAAUUUCUGGAGGUGACCUGUAUCAACCCAACCUUUAUCUGCGACCAUCCGCAAAUCAUGAGUCCCCUAGCUAAAUGGCACCGUUCUGAGAAGGGUCUGACUGAGAGAUUUGAACUGUUUGUCAUGAAAAAGGAGAUCUGUAACGCUUAUACUGAGAUGAAUGACCCUAUCAAGCAGCGGGAAAUGUUUGAGGAUCAAGCUAAGGCCAAAGCUGCAGGUGAUGAUGAGGCAAUGUUUAUCGACGAGACUUUCUGUACUGCAUUAGAAUAUGGUCUUCCUCCGACCGCUGGAUGGGGAAUGGGCAUUGACCGGUUGGCCAUGUUCCUUACUGACUCUAAUAAUAUAAAGGAGGUACUUCUGUUUCCUGCAAUGAAACCUGAUGACAAUAAGAAGGAGUCCGCUCCUAGCCAAAACUCCGACGGGACGUCUGUUUAAACAUAAGACGGGUUUCCUUUUAAAGUAUUUGUUCUUGUCUGAGAAUUCUGUCCUGUGAAAAAGUUACUGCUCUUUAUACGGAGAAGAAAUAAAUGAAACACACUGUGCA
This is a messenger RNA of Spea bombifrons (plains spadefoot toad), 2078 nucleotides long. It is a transcript of the gene KARS1, whose product is annotated as lysyl-tRNA synthetase 1. Gene Ontology annotation, biological process: positive regulation of macrophage activation; lysyl-tRNA aminoacylation; basophil activation involved in immune response. NCBI's taxonomy places the organism in Eukaryota, Metazoa, Chordata, Amphibia, Anura, Pelobatidae. The record is from RefSeq and is a predicted model, not a curated record. The transcript has 15 exons. The coding region runs from base 149 to 1969 and encodes 606 amino acids. Gene Ontology annotation, molecular function: lysine-tRNA ligase activity; tRNA binding; ATP binding. Gene Ontology annotation, cellular component: aminoacyl-tRNA synthetase multienzyme complex; mitochondrion; nucleus.